Molecule: messenger RNA, 1633 nt
Organism: Neltuma alba
Lineage: Eukaryota; Viridiplantae; Streptophyta; Magnoliopsida; Fabales; Fabaceae
Product: protein ACCELERATED CELL DEATH 6-like
Exons: 2
Coding region: 103-1365 (420 amino acids)
Cellular component (GO): plasma membrane
Molecular function (GO): protein binding
Source: RefSeq, a predicted model, not a curated record
CUUCUGACAAAGCUCGAGAACAUCCUUGAUACCAGAGAUUAUAUAUAUAGAGAACUCAUUCUUUAAAAGAUAUAGUUUUUUUUUUUCCUAUGUUUUAUCCUGAUGGAUCCAAGAUUGGUGAAGUCUGCUCAACUGGGAGACACAGGCGCGCUUAAUGAAUUACUAGCAGGCGAUCCCCUGAUAUUGGACAGAGUUGCUUUAUCUCAGAUUGCAGAAACUCCAUUGCAUAUUGCUACACUUGCAGAGAGAGCCAACUAUGUAAGAGAACUUCUGAGUCUAAAGCCUUCUUUUGCAGAGGAACUGAACAAAGAUGGCUUCACUCCUUUGCACAUAGCCGCAGCCAAAGGAAGCACCGAGGUAGUGAGAGAGCUAUUAUCAUUGAAGCUUGGGCCUAACCUGUGCCUCCUCAAGGACAAGUUUGGGAUGAACCCACUUCAUCAUGCAGCCAUAAGAGGAAGGGUUGGUGUGAUUCAAGAGUUGGUCUCUUUCUGUCCUGAUGCAGCCAAACAAGUCACUGCUCAAGGUGAGACUUCUCUUCACCUUGCUGUGAAGAAUCACCAGUUUGAAGCAGUUAGGGUUUUGGUGAAGCUUUGUGGGGAAGAUGAUGAGAUUAUGAGCUCAAGGGACAAAGAUGGAAGAACAGCCCUGGAGAUUGCUAUGGCUACGGAACAACUCCAAGUCCUAGAGUUGUUGGGAUUCAAAGGCAAAACUAACAAAGACAAUAACACUCUAGAGGUCCUUUUAUCAGAAACUAAGUUCGAGACACCUGAAGCCACAACACAGAACGGCAAUAAUGCAGACACAACAACACUGACUUCCCGGCAAACAGAAGAGAAAUCUAAGAAGGGCAUAUUUGAGAGUUUAGACCAAAUGGUACUAGUUGUGGCCAGUUUAAUAGCCACAGUCACUUACCAAGCUGGCCUUUCACCUCCUCAAACAAUCUGGAAGGAAGACAUGAAGAACCAUCCUAAGUGCAUCUUCCACAGAACCAACCCAUCUCAUUCCUGUCCAGAUAUCACUUACUAUCUAUUCAUGUCUUUCAACACAGCCGGGUUUUUUGCCGCGGUCUUACUCAUAUUCUUCUACGGAAAAGGGUCCUAUGUCAGAGUUUUGCUGCCGGUUGCUCUUGUUUCGAUGAUGAUAACUUACAUAACUCUCUCAGUUUCUAUGUCACCUAAUGCUUUGUCCUUGCUCAUUCUUUACCUAAUCACACUGGCCAUUUUCCUUUACUGCAUUCUGGCAAUUGAAAUGGUGAAGAAGGCUACUCACAAAAUGUUCAGUUAUGCACAUGACAGAGCUGGUAAGCUAGCAAGGCUGGCAUAUGAGAGAUAUAAGCCGGCUGGAAGUUCAGGAGAGCAACCAUGAAGGAUAAUGUUUGAAUAUUUGAUGAGUUAGUGAAUUCUAUAUGCAGCAGAUUAUGAUAGUACAUCACUAUUACUAUUGUGGAAUUGUUGUUGUUAGUGUUUAUUCAAGUUUAGCAGCAAGUCUGUUCAUAAAAUGCAGUCCUGUAAAUUGGGUCUAGGUCUUUAAAAACAGUGAAAUUUUGGAUUGUACAAGGUGUGGCUUGUUUAAAGGCAAGUUGAAUGUGUAGGUCUUUAAAUAUUAAAUCAAAUAGAGAAAUAAGAGAGCCAAA